GCCGAUAAUAAAGCAGGAGGAGGGAGAUGGAUGGACGGGAGGGCGGGGCGCCGCGUGGUGCCAUAAAGCCCAGCCGGAGGGGGCCUGUCUCGGGAGUGUCCAGCCCCAGAAGCCGGGGACCGUCCGCGUCGCGUGCCUGGCCUGGGCAGUGGACAGAGGGCAGACGGCAGAGGGCCAGGGCUGGGGCAGAGGGCGAGGGCCCAGGAAGGCCAUGCUGCGGGGCGCGCCAGGAUUAGGCCUCAGGGCGCGGAAGGGGGCUGAGGGUUCUGAGGAGGACUUGGGGGGCCCCUGCCCCGAGCCCGGGGGGGAUUUGGGGGUGCUGGGGGCGAACGGCGCUUCCUGCAACCGGGGCGAGGCGGAGGAGCCGGCGGGCAGGAGGCGCGCGCGGCCAGUGCGUUCCAAGGCGCGGCGCAUGGCCGCCAACGUGCGGGAGCGCAAGCGCAUCCUGGACUACAACGAGGCUUUCAACGCGCUGCGCCGGGCGCUGCGGCACGACCUGGGCGGCAAGAGGCUCUCCAAGAUCGCCACGCUGCGCAGGGCCAUCCACCGCAUCGCCGCGCUCUCCCUGGUCCUGCGCGCCAGCCCCGCGCCCCGCGGGCCCUGCGGACACCUGGAGUGCCACGGCCCGGCCGCGCACGGGGACACAGGCGCCAGCCCCCCGCCGCAUGCAGGGCCCAGCCUCGCGCGCCCGGACGCCGCCCGCCCCUCGGUGCCGUCCGCGCUCCGCUGCGCCUCGUGCCCCCCGCACGCGCCCCUGGCACGGCCCAGUGCGGUGGCCGAGGGGCCGGGCCUAGCCCAGGCCUCCGGGGGAAGCUGGCGUCGCUGUCCGGGGGCUUCCUCUGCCGGGCCGCCUCCCUGGCCGCGGGGCUACCUGCGAUCCGCCCCCAGAAUGGGCCACCCGCGCUCCUGACCGGCCUCGAGGCACCGGCUGGGCUGCAGGGAGGCCGGGUGGCAGUUGGACUACAAAAGCCGGGACUGCAAAGGCGUCCUGGACAGAGCAGAACUGGACCAGCUGAGACCUGGCGUGGAAGAGACACGGCCUCGCCAGAGAGAAGGAGCGCCGGGGCCUGGGGCUGCGCCCCCACAUCCCAGCCUAGGGAGGCAGUUCCCAGAAAGGCUCAGGAUCCUGAAUUCAUCUUGGACUCGAACUCGUCUUGGA
Molecule: messenger RNA, 1159 nt
Organism: Nomascus leucogenys (northern white-cheeked gibbon)
Lineage: Eukaryota; Metazoa; Chordata; Mammalia; Primates; Hylobatidae
Gene: BHLHA9
Product: basic helix-loop-helix family member a9
Biological process (GO): developmental process; regulation of transcription by RNA polymerase II
Molecular function (GO): DNA-binding transcription factor activity, RNA polymerase II-specific; RNA polymerase II transcription regulatory region sequence-specific DNA binding; protein dimerization activity
Source: RefSeq, a predicted model, not a curated record